UUCUGCGGUGUGCACGGCAAUUGCAUUUCUUGCGCUUUAAGUGAGCAGCUCCUGUCUCGUGGUCAGUUCUUCAGAGACCUUGGAGUCCCUUUCAAAUUUGGUGGUUGCUUCUCUUUUUCUCCCUUUUCCCCCUUUUUUCCUUUCUUUCCUUUGUUUUUGUCUUCCUCCCUUCCCUCCUCAGUGAGAAGAAGAACAGUGAGAAGGAAGAGGGAAGGCUUGAGAGCAACGAUGGCUGACGACCAAGACCUUUCAGAGGUGGAGAUGAGCCCAGUGGGCUCUGAAGACCACCACUGCCUCUCCCCGGGACCCUCCAUGGCAUCAGACAACUCCCCGCACCUCACUGGCUCUGGGAAUGGGGAGAUGGGGAAGGUCAAGAAGGAACAGCAAGACUCGGAGGCGGAUGAUGACAAGUUCCCGGUGUGCAUCCGCGAGGCAGUCAGCCAGGUGCUGAGCGGCUAUGACUGGACCCUGGUUCCUAUGCCCGUCCGGGUCAAUGGAAGUAACAAGAGCAAACCCCAUGUCAAGCGGCCCAUGAAUGCCUUCAUGGUCUGGGCACAGGCUGCCCGGAGGAAAUUGGCUGACCAGUACCCACACCUGCACAAUGCCGAGCUCAGUAAGACCUUGGGGAAGCUCUGGAGGUUGUUGAACGAAAGCGACAAGCGGCCCUUUAUCGAAGAGGCGGAGCGGUUGAGGAUGCAGCACAAGAAGGACCAUCCUGAUUACAAGUACCAGCCCCGCCGGCGGAAAAACGGCAAGGCCACACAGGGCGAGGGUGAAGGCCAGGUAGAGGGGGACGCUGGUGGGGCUGCUGCCAUCCAGGCCCACUACAAGAGCGCCCACCUGGAUCACAGGCAUCCCGGAGAAGGGUCGCCCAUGUCUGACGGUCAUCCAGAACACUCCUCAGGUCAGAGCCAUGGGCCCCCCACACCUCCUACCACCCCUAAGACCGAGAUGCAGGCAGGCAAAGCUGAUUCCAAACGAGAAGGGCGUUCACUGGGGGAAGGAGGAAAGCCACACAUUGACUUUGGCAAUGUGGACAUCGGGGAGAUCAGUCACGAGGUGAUGUCCAACAUGGAGACCUUUGAUGUCAAUGAAUUCGACCAAUACCUGCCGCCCAACGGACACGCCGGCCACCCCGGCCACGUCGGAGGCUAUGCGGCAGCGGCCGCUGCUGGCUAUGGCCUCGGGAGCGCCCUGGCUGCAGCCAGUGGACACUCUGCCUGGAUCUCCAAGCAGCAUGGAGUCUCCUUGUCCACUGCCACCUCAUCGGUGGUGGACUCAAAGGCCCAGGUGAAAACAGAGGGGUCCACCCCUGGAAGCCAUUACACUGACCAGCCCUCCACCUCCCAGAUUGCCUACACAUCCUUGAGUCUGCCCCACUACGGCUCGGCCUUCCCCUCCAUCUCCAGGCCACAGUUUGACUACCCGGACCACCAGCCCUCGGGACCCUACUACAGCCAUUCCACCCAAGCCUCUGGCCUCUACUCUGCCUUCUCCUAUAUGGGACCUUCCCAACGUCCCCUUUACACUGCCAUCUCUGACCCUGCACCCUCCGUGCCACAGUCUCAUAGCCCCACACACUGGGAACAGCCCGUGUACACAACUCUCUCCAGACCGUAGGGAAUGGGGAACAGUGACCAAAGCAGCGAUGGAAAGGCUCCCAAGAAUCAGCACAGGCAGAAGAGCCUCCGAACUCCAAGGUCACUCAGUGCCAUCCAGCCACCAGAACCUACCAAGUAUACAGAAGUGCCUUUCUUGAUCCCAGCUGUCGCUGGCACACCCACCUAGAGGAAGGUUUAUCGUCCUUUCACCCUUUACCAAUUUCACACAGGCCACGUGACUGGCUUGCGAUGCCUUAUUGGCCUUCUAGAUGAGGAGGAUUCUAGACAUGGAGUGACUGGUCUAUGGUGGGUUUUGUUGUGCACACCCUGGACUGGUAUGAUGAGAGAGACUGUCCUUUCCAUCCCCUCCCACACUGCUCCAGGGAAUUUGCAAGUGUUUCCAACAGGCCACAAUGGCCAACACAUUGUCACCUGCUGUGGGUGUAGGGUGGUGGCUCAGCCUCGGCAGAUGUGCCAUGGGAGGGGCAGUAGGGAGGUGGCAUGGCCGGCUUCCAUGCAAUCAGCAUCGUGCAGCAGUCCUGCCUAAGAUUCACACACGCAUGAAUCUCGAACCCCUUGGAAGACCAACCUACGCUUGCUUCCCUGCCAAUUUCCACAGCUGCACUCUAGCUUUUCUCCCCACCUCCUCCCUCCAUCUUGUCUCUGUUUAAUCCCACACUCUUCCCAGCAUGGAGAAUUGAAGGCUUGCCUGAACAGUACAUGGGAUUUGGGAACAGCAUGGUCAGUCUUAGCAUUACUCAUAUCACAGCCUGUGUGCACACACGUGUUCAUGUAUGAAGGUGGAGGAGAGGUGGGAAAGGACCAAUGAAUCAUUACGGUGCUAUGGGUGAAUCCUCCUUUUUUAAAAUUACUCUGUAUCAUUCAUUUAUGUCUGGCAUUUCUGGCCUCUCAGUCUCUUCUAAUCUCUUCGGAACCCCAAACAACCUCUGAGC
Molecule: messenger RNA, 2554 nt
Organism: Poecile atricapillus (Black-capped chickadee)
Lineage: Eukaryota; Metazoa; Chordata; Aves; Passeriformes; Paridae
Product: transcription factor SOX-10
Exons: 3
Coding region: 229-1620 (463 amino acids)
Biological process (GO): negative regulation of transcription by RNA polymerase II; peripheral nervous system development; neural crest cell migration
Cellular component (GO): nucleus
Molecular function (GO): DNA-binding transcription factor activity, RNA polymerase II-specific; RNA polymerase II cis-regulatory region sequence-specific DNA binding
Source: RefSeq, a predicted model, not a curated record